Molecule: messenger RNA, 1412 nt
Organism: Lampris incognitus (smalleye Pacific opah)
Lineage: Eukaryota; Metazoa; Chordata; Actinopteri; Lampriformes; Lampridae
Product: pre-miRNA 5'-monophosphate methyltransferase
Exons: 2
Coding region: 61-825 (254 amino acids)
Biological process (GO): miRNA metabolic process; negative regulation of pre-miRNA processing
Cellular component (GO): cytoplasm
Molecular function (GO): RNA methyltransferase activity; O-methyltransferase activity
Source: RefSeq, a predicted model, not a curated record
ACGGCGGCGGCCCUGUUCGCCGGUGACGUGUUCCUACCCGGAAUAUUUUGAAGACGCACGAUGGCCGCGCUCGCGCGCGGCUCGGAGGGCGCUGCGGCUGGUAAGGCGGACGAGCCCGGCGCGGCUCCUCACGGGAAUUUCAUCAACUAUUACACGUUUAACCCACCCGAGAACCGCUUAACUCUCAUCCCCGCAACGCUGCUUCAGGAUUUAGGCUGCGGCCACAGCGGCCGGGCCACGCUGAUGCUGGACGUGGGCUGCAAUUCGGGGGAGCUGAGUUUUGCCUUAUACAAACAUCUUUUGAAGAAACCUCAGUCUGAGGAUGGGACUCUUCGCCUCCUGGGCUUCGAUCUGGACGAGAACCUCAUUCAGCGGGCGCAGCAGGCAAACCCAUUGCCCCAGAACAUCUCCUUCAUUCCUCUCGACAUCACAAAGGACACUCCAGGUCAUAGUCAGCUGGAAGAUUACCUCAAACAGCACAGCUGCUCCCACUUCCACCUGUGUCUGUGUCUGGCUGUUACCAUGUGGGUCCACUUGAACCACGGCGACUCUGCGCUGCUGGAGCUCCUCUCUCGCCUGGCCUCCAUCAGCCAGCAUCUCCUUCUGGAGGCCCAGCCCUGGAAGUGCUACCGCUCAGCAGCCCGGAGAUUGCGGAAGCUGGGAUGCUCUGACUUUGACCACUUCAAGAUGCUGAGGAUCCGUGGGGACAUGGCAGGGCAUGCCAGGGAGCACCUCGAGAGACGCUGUGGCAUGGAGCUCGUGCAGAGCUUUGGCAGCACCACCUGGGACCGUCAGCUGCUGCUCUUCAGAAGGAAGAAGGAUUGAUUUCGUCUGUGAUGUUUUCAUCAUGCUGCAGUGUGGUGACGGGAGAAAAUUGGUGGGUGUGCCACAUUAACACUGAAAGUGUGGGUAUGAGAACCACAAGACUGGACAAACAAGAAGGUGGUCUUUGGUGGUGGGUGCAUCCUCAUACUGUACAUUUCACAAUAGAGGAGAGAAACCACGACCUUUCUACAUCUUGCCAUCAUCAGGGAGUUUUUAACUAUGUUCCUUCUGUAAAACAUGCCAACGUAAUAAAGGUGUUUUAAUCCUUUUUCACCACAGGUCGGGUGCCUUAGUUCCUCGCCUUGUCUCUGGUCAAAGUGUGGUUGGUGAGAAAACAGGUUUUGAGAUCAGGGUGGUUCAGCUGUUCAAGAUCCUUCUACAACCCCAAUUGACCUUUCGCAAAGUCCCGCCUCCCUUAGUUACUGUUGCUAUGCCCGUCAAGCAUUUCAGAACUAUCCAGGAAGUAGCCUGAAAACACCAAAACAUGAAGGAAGAAAUCAGCACAUUGUGUGGGUAAAAGUAACAGUAAUAAUACGUUAGCUGUAUUAGCUAUCAACAAUAGCUACUAGCAAGCUUAGCUUGGAGCA